Molecule: messenger RNA, 1461 nt
Organism: Populus nigra (black poplar)
Lineage: Eukaryota; Viridiplantae; Streptophyta; Magnoliopsida; Malpighiales; Salicaceae
Product: bZIP transcription factor 44-like
Exons: 1
Coding region: 699-1166 (155 amino acids)
Biological process (GO): positive regulation of DNA-templated transcription
Cellular component (GO): nucleus
Molecular function (GO): transcription cis-regulatory region binding; DNA-binding transcription factor activity
Source: RefSeq, a predicted model, not a curated record
AUCAACUUGUUAGUCUCUUUUGCUCUAUAAAUGCCAUCCUCUCUUUCGUUUGAAGCCCCCUUCCUCCUUCCUUUCUCCCUUUUAGCAUCUCUCUGGCACCGUUCCUUCUGAAUAUUUUGCUUACAUGUUUCCUGGCUCACAAAGCACCUUGUUUUGGCAUUGAACUGUAGCUAUAUUCUUCCAUUUCUAUUCUCCAGUCUUGAUCUUGGAUCUCAGUUUCUUGAAUCCAAAACCCAUUAAUAUUCUCCAUCUUGGUACAAUUCUUCUGUGCUGGGCUGGCGUUUUGAGGCUGCUUCAAGCAUCAAGUCACAAUCCUUUUCUUUUGGGUUUCUAGUGGGGGUUUUUAAAGUCUUAUCUUGAUGAUAAAUAUUUUGUUCUUGAUGUUUGAGAUUCAUGUCUCCAAUUCUCAGUGAAAUCUUCAUUACUGGGUGCAUGAUAAAUUCUACCUUCAGGCGCAGGACCCAUUUAGUUCAAUCAUUCUCAGUUGUUUUCCUUUACUGGUUGUAUUACGUUUCAUGAUUUUUGCUCAAAAUCUGAUCUUUAGACUAUAAUAUAAUAUACAUAAAUAUAAAGCUAGUACUAUUACUACUACUAUUAUCUGCAUUACUUUUGAGUUUGUUGCUAUUUGGGUCCUGCCAUAACUCUCUCUUUGUUGCCGUUCUUGUUUGAAAGUUGCAAACCUGUUUUGUGGGUCUCUCAUGGCUUCCUCUAGUGGAACAUCUUCAGGAUCAUCUUUGAUUCAAAACUCAGGUUCGGAGGAGAAUUUGCAGGCAUUGAUGGAUCAGAGGAAGAGAAAGAGAAUGAUAUCAAAUCGCGAAUCGGCGAGGAGGUCUAGAAUGAGAAAACAGAAGCAUUUGGAUGAUCUAAUGGCUCAAGUGUCUCAAUUGAGGAAGGAGAAUCACCAGAUUAUUACAGGCAUCAAUAUCACAACUCAGCGUUACUUGAGUGUUGAGGCUGCUAACUCAAUCCUAAGAGUUCAAAUAAGCGAGCUCAGCAAUAGAUUGGAGUCUUUGAAUGAGAUAAUCGGUUCCUUGAAUUCAAACAAUGGUGUUUUUGGAGACUCGAGCACCUUCAAUGAACCAGCAGCUGACAGCUUCUUGAACCCAUGGAACAUGGCCUACCUGAAUCAGCCUAUAAUGGCGUCUGCGGAGAUGUUUCAUUACUGAUCUGUUCUCGGGCAGAAGAGAGAUAGAGAGAUCUGUUUAGUAAUAAUCAAGCUUAAGAAAUUAUCACUCAAGAGCUGAUUAUAAUUUAAGUAGUUUGAAAUAAGGCAACAUAUGUAGAAGUCAUGGGGUGGGGAGUAGAUGGAUAUGUAAGAAAGAACAAAAGGGUUGUGGCUAGUUUGGUUCUUGGUCUGUAAAUGGGCUUGCGAGUUUUACAGUUUGAUGUAGUAGGGUUUCGCUAUUAUAGUAAAUGUAAUGGUAUUAUAUUUUUAACGAGCUCUUCUUCUUAUUGUUCCAA